AUGUACAGUAUGGGUAAAACUCACCGACAGCCUCAACAACACCAGACAGCUUUCCUUCAGCUGAUGAGACAGCAUCAGCCGCAUUUUGUCUUGCUUUCGUUACCGCAUGAGCCGCUUUGUCGACACCGCUCUUCACUGUUUCGGCAACAUCGUUUUCCACCUGUAAGUCAUUGUGUUUCUUUCUGUUGCAAGUAUAAAGAUAAACCCGAAUUCAAUAGAAAAAUUGUAUAA
Molecule: messenger RNA, 231 nt
Organism: Haemonchus placei
Lineage: Eukaryota; Metazoa; Nematoda; Chromadorea; Rhabditida; Trichostrongylidae
Source: the annotation of a GenBank genome assembly